Solea solea (common sole) is the source of this 2448-nucleotide messenger RNA. It is a transcript of the gene vps52, whose product is annotated as VPS52 subunit of GARP complex. Gene Ontology annotation, biological process: endocytic recycling; Golgi to vacuole transport; retrograde transport, endosome to Golgi. Lineage: Eukaryota; Metazoa; Chordata; Actinopteri; Pleuronectiformes; Soleidae. Gene Ontology annotation, cellular component: GARP complex. The coding region runs from base 148 to 2211 and encodes 687 amino acids. The record is from RefSeq and is a predicted model, not a curated record. Gene Ontology annotation, molecular function: syntaxin binding. The transcript is spliced from 20 exons.
GGGCUUAAUGAACAUGGCGGAUGACGCUGCAGAAGCUCCGGCGGCUCUGGAUGUAAACACUUCUGGAAACGCGACAGACUCCGCUAUCGCGUAUUUACAAGACGAGGUGACUUUUAAAAGUCUUUUCACGCGAAGCCUGACGCAGACAUGACUCACCUGAACCUUGGAGAACUGGACCUCACCACUGAUGAGUACAUCCUCGAUGAAGUGGACAUUCACAUUCAGGCCAACCUGGAGGACGACCUGGUGAAGGAGGCGCUGAAGACGGGUGUUGACCUGCGACAGUACUCCAAACAGGUGGAGGUGGAGCUGCAGAGGAUCGAGCAGGUGUCCAUCAGAGACUACAUCAAAGAGAGUCAGAACAUCGCUCUCCUGCACAACCAGAUCACCGCCUGUGACGCCAUACUGGAGCGUAUGGAGGGCAUGCUGAGCGGCUUCCAGAGCGACCUGUCGUCCAUCAGCAGUGAGAUCCAGACGCUGCAGCAGCAGUCCGUCAGCAUGAACGUGCGUCUGAAGAACCGUCAGGCCAUACGCAGCCACCUCAGCCAGCUGGUGGACGAGCUGGUGGUUCCUGGAGCCAUGAUCUCCACCAUCCUGGAGAGUCCGGUGACGGAGCAGGACUUCCUGGAGCAGCUUCACGAGCUCAACAACAAGAUCAACUUUGCCAAAGAGCUGAGCUUCAGAGAGACGCUCGCCUGCUCCGACAUCCAGGACAUUGUCGACCGCCUCAAAAUCAAGGCUGUGUCGAAGAUCAGAGAGUUCAUCCUGCAGAAGAUCUACUCUUUCAGGAAGCCGAUGACCAACUACCAGAUCCCUCAGAACACUCUGCUCAAAUACAGGUUUUUUUACCAGUUCCUCUUGGCCAAUGAGAGGGCGGUUGCCAAGGAGAUCCGAGAUGAGUACGUGGACACGAUGAGCAAGAUUUACUACAGUUACUUCAAGUCAUACAGCAGCAGGCUGCUCAAAGUGCAGUACGAGGAGGUGGCGGACAAAGACGACCUGAUGGGAGUGGAAGACACGGCCAAGAAAGGUUUCUUCUCUAAACCUUCUCUGAAGAGCAGGAACACCAUCUUCACCCUGGGACAGCGAGGAGCUGUCCUGAGUCCAAGUGAACUGGAGGGGCCAAUACUGGUCCCACACACUGUCCAGAGAGGAGACAGCAGAUAUCCUUAUGAGACGCUGUUUCGCAGUCAGCACUACGCACUGCUGGACAAUGGCUGCAGAGAGUUCCUCUUCCUGUGCGACUUCUUCAUGGCUGCAGGAAACUCCGCCCUCGACCUCUUCAACAGCAUCAUGGGCAAAACGCUCAGCAUGUUUCUGAAAAGUAUGUCCACGUACGUCUCUGACUGCUACGACAGCAUCGCCGUGUUCCUGUGUAUCCACAUCAUCCUGAGGUUCAGAGCCAUCACCGCCAAGAGGAACAUCCCCGCCCUCGACAAGUACUGGGACGCUGUGCUGGAGCUGCUGUGGCCGAGGUUUGAGUUGAUCCUGGAGAUGAACAUCCACAGCAUCAGAAACACAGACCCUCAGAGACUGGGAGUACUGGACACCAGACCACACUAUAUCACUCGUCGUUACGCAGAGUUCUCGUCAGCCAUCGUCAGCAUCAACCAGACGUUUCCCAACGAGAGAACCAACGCUCUGCUGGGACAACUGCAGGUGGAAGUGGAGAACUUUGUCCUGAAGAUGGCAGCAGAGUUUCCCUCCAGACGAGAUCAGCUCAUCUUCCUCAUUAAUAAUUAUGAUAUGAUGCUGGGUGUCCUCAUGGAGAGGGCAGCAGACGACAGUAAAGAGGUUGAAGGUUUCCAGCAGCUUCUUCUGGCCAGAACACAGGAGUUUAUCGAGGAGAUUUUGUCUCCGCCCUUUGGCGGGAUGAUUGCUUUCGUGAAGGAGGCCGAGGCACUGAUGGAGAAAGGUCAACUCGACCGACUGAAGAACGAUGAAGCUCGGGUGACUCAGCUGGUCCGAGGGUUUUCAUCUUCAUGGAAACAGUCGGUGGAAUCGAUGAGUCAGGACGUCAUGAGGUCCUUCACCAACUUCAAGAAUGGCACCAGUAUCAUACAGGGCGCCCUCACUCAGCUCAUCCAGUAUUACCACGGCUUCCACAAGGUCCUGAACCAGCCGACGUUCCGCAGCCUGGCCGUCCGCUCCGAGCUCAUCAACCUGCACCACCUGAUGGUCGAGGUCAAGAAGCACAAACCCAACUUCUAACUUCUAACAUUUUCACCUGCUUUCACCUGCUGCUGCCGCUGUAAAACAUCACCGUUGCUAUGGUUACGCCUGUUUUUCCCCAAACUACAGAGACUUCAGAGAGCCAGCUGCUUCCUGUGUGCACCUGAGCGGCCAUGUGACUGUCUGUUUCCAGGUGAAACUUUAUUUGUGAACAUGUGACCAAAAAAACGUGUGACGAAAGUAUUUAAAUCUGUUUAAUAAAGACAACGAAAUGUG